UUGAAUUUUAAACUUAAAAUUAAAAAAUUAAACUAAAUUAAAUUAAAAUUUUAGUUGUUUUAAAUUUAAAUUAAUAAAAAAUGUAUUUAAAAUUAUUUUUUCUACUUUUCGUAUCAAUACCUUUUAUAUAUUGCAAAAAAGAUGCAUUAAGUUUACAUUGCUUUUUUUCAAAAUAUAUAUUAAAAUUUUUUGAACUUAAUGAAAAACUUUUUAUCCUAAAUCGAAUAAGUAAUGCUAAAAGUGAUUAUGAUAUAGAUGAUUUAAAGUAUUAUGGAACCAACCUUCAAAGUCAAGGGGAUAUUAUAAUGGCUAUGCUUGAUGAAUUGAGAGAAAAAAAAUAUAAUGAGCUGCCAGAUGAUCUAAUGAUGGUCAAUUUGUACUUAAACAAUGUAACUGGAAAUAUUAAUCUUUAUACAGUAGACAAAUCCAAUGAAGGAAGAGAACUAGUAACUGAUGCGUUAAGACUAAGACUGGGCUUUAAGACGUAUUACAAAAUGAUAACAAAUAAACUGUUAAAUUUUACUAAAAGCUUGCAUUGUAAAUAUGGAUUAUGGUUCGAUAAAGUAGAUCCUAAAUUUAAAAGAUUAAAAAUAAAUAUUGAUAAAAAGAGUCAAGUAAAUUAUGAUGCGUCCAGAAUGCGCGAAUUUUUGGAAAAUGUAAAAAAUAAUUCAAGAGAUGUAUUUAAUCAUACUUUUAUGAGAAAUAAAUAUACAGAUUAUCAUCCUAAAAACUUAUUACUAUACAAUUUGAUGGAACCUUAUAGUAAAUAUUCUAAAAGAUCUAUUCGAAACGAUGGACUAAAUAUAAUGAGGUUCGUUAAAGUACAUUCCAUUGCAAAUUAUGAAAGUAAACAUGAAACAAAAAUUAUUAAUUUAUAUGAAAGAGUUCUUUUAACUUUUAAUGUUCAACAUAUUAAGUCUUAUCAACAGCAAGUACUAGCUGCUACAAUGUACCCGGUUUUUAUGUGCAUAAGUAAAUACAUUAAUAUGUUUAACAAAUUUUAUUCUACGGGAUAUACAAUUUUUUGCUAUCCAAAAGAUAUUAUUGAUAUUGGAUCUUCAUUGGUAACAAUCACUCAAACAUUAAGAGACAUUAAUUUGUAUCCCUACGAAAUUAAUCAAUACUUGAGUCAAUUAAUUUGUGAUCUUGGAAUUAUUGUAAUAUAUCCAAGUAGUAAAAUGUGGCCUAGUUCUUUUAACUAUAAAAAUAAGGUAAUAACUAUAUUAAACAAGUUAUCGAAACCAAUGUUGACAAAUAGAAUAUUGUUUAACAUAAAAGAUUACACAUUGAAUGACAGCGGAGCUCACAGUUGUCUGGUUUUGAUUGACGAAAUUAAAAUUGAAAUAAAAUCAAUAACAAAUUAUUUAAAAAAAUUAAAAAGAAAAAGAUAUCUAUUUUUGGUUACCCAAGAAAUUAUUAACCAUAAUGAUAUGUUCAAAAAUAUUCCUAUUGAUGUAUUUAACGUACAAGUUAAUGGAACUAUUUAUUUUAGCGAGCAUACAUCUAAACUUAAGAAUAAUAUAUCAAAUAGACUAUCUAAAUUUUUUAAUCAAACUGAAGAUUACAAUAAUAAAGAACGCAAUAAAAAUAAUAAAAAUAUUCAAAAUGUAUUAGAAUCUAACGAAAACAUUAAUAUUACAGCUGAAGAGAGUCAUAAUUAUAACGAAAUUACAGAAAAUCAUGAAACAAUAAACUCUCAAAAUAAUUAUUUACAAAAUGUUCAUUUGGAUAACAAUGAAAUUGCCAAAAAUAAUGAAAUUGAAGAAAUCAAUAAAAAUAAUACAAAUAUUCAAAAUGUAUUAGAAUCUAACGAAAACAUUAAUAUUACAGCUGAAGAGAGUCAUAAUUAUAACGAAAUUACAGAAAAUCAUGAAACAAUAAACUCUCAAAAUAAUUAUUUACAAAAUGUUCAUUUGGAUAACAAUGAAAUUGCCAAAAAUAAUGAAAAUGAAGAAAUCAAUAAAAAUAAUACAAAUAUUCAAAAUGUAUUAGAAUCUAACGAAAACAUUAAUAUUACAGCUGAAGAGAGUCAUAAUUAUAACGAAAUUACAGAAAAUCAUGAAACAAUAAACUCUCAAAAUAAUUAUUUACAAAAUGUUCAUUUGGAUAACAAUGAAAUUGCCAAAAAUAAUAAAAUUGAACAACUCAAUAAAAAUAAUACAAAUAUUCAAAAUGUAUUAGAAUCUAACGAAAACAUUAAUAUUACAGCUGAAGAGAGUCAUAAUUAUAACGAAAUUACAGAAAAUCAUGAAACAAUAAACUCUCAAAAUAAUUAUUUACAAAAUGUUCAUUUGGAUAACAAUGAAAUUGCCAAAAAUGAUGAAAUUGAAGAAAUCAAUAAAAAUAAUACAAAUAUUCAAAAUGUAUUAGAAUCUAACGAAAACAUUAAUAUUACAGCUGAAGAGAGUCAUAAUUAUAACGAAAUUACAGAAAAACAUGAAAAAAUAAACUCUCAAAAUAAUUAUUUACAAAAUGUUCAUUUGGAUAACAAUGAAAUUGCCAAAAAUGAUGAAAUUGAACAACUCAAUAAAAAUAAUACAACUAUUCAAAAUGUAUUAGAAUCUAACGAAAACGUUAAUAUUACAGCUGAAGAGAGUCAUAAUUAUAACGAAAUUACAGAAAAACAUGAAAAAAUAAACUCUCAAAAUAAUUAUUUAUCAUUGUCUGGAGAAAGUGAAAAAUAUAGUCCAAUAUAUUCUGUAGAUCACGCAGAAAAAACUCAUCUUAAUAAUACGAUAAAUAAUCUUCCAAAUUCAAAAUACAAUUAUCUAUUGUUAGCAAAUAAUUCCAAGUCUGAUUUAAAUAUAUUUAAAGAAAAAUAUGAUAAAAUUGUAGUAGAACUAAAUAACAUUUACCAACAACUAAAUAACAUAAAAUCUUCAGAUAAUAAUUCAAUUGUUAAACCUUCUUCAAUUUUAAAUUAUACUCAUAAAUGUACACCAAAUUAUUUAUAUGAUAUUUAUAAUGAAAACAAUGUAGAAGACGAUGAAUCAGGACAAAAUUAUUUUAAAAAUCAAUUACAAGUAGAUGAUAAUUUCUCACAAAAACAUCAAUUGGGUUAUUAUGAAACAUCAAAUAAUUCUGCAGAUAUUGGUAAAGAUAAUAUUACUAAUAUAAAUAAUUCAAUGGAAAAUAAUAGUGUAUUAUUUUCACCCCAACGAAGUGAGAACAAUUAUAUUAACGAAAAUGGAGAAAAAAAAGCAGAACAAUUUUAUCAUACAAACUUGUCAUUUGCUGAAAAUAGCCCAUCAAAUAAUUUACAAAUAAAUUCUCAUAAGCAACAAAACGUUGAUGGAAAUGAGAGUUCAAAUAAUUCAAGCAAAAAAAUAUUAGAUUAUAUUAUUGAAAACGGUGAUAAAAACAUAGUAGAGACGAAUUUUAUUACAAAUCAAUUGAAUAUAAAUGAAAACUUUAAUAACUAUUCAAGUAUUGAAAAUAAAAUUUCUUUUGAUGUAGUGAGUAAAUUUGAAAAUAAUUAUAUUGAUAAAAAUAAUCGACUAAUUAUUAACAAUGAUCAUAUUACAUCAAACAAUCCAAAUAAAAGUAUUAAUGGAAACCAUUCCGAAAAAGACAAAUUGACAUUGGUGGAUAAAAAUAUUGUAUUUAUACAAAAAUCUGAUGAAACUCAGGAAGCUGGCAUAAUGUCACAUAACAGAGUGGAUCAAAUCAAUUCUCCAAACGAUAAAAUAAAUAUACAUUCAAAAUAUUUUCACAAAAAUAAUUUUGAAAUCAAAGGAAAUUAUUUAAAGAAAGGACCAGCUGACGAUUAUUACGGUAAUGCCACUUUGAUGCACUGUUUUUUUUCAAAAUAUACGCUGAGGUAUUUAGAAUUGAAUGAAAAAUAUAUUAAUUCAAUUUGUGAUAGAAAUACUAGUGAUACAGUAACAGAAGAUACACUUAAUUUUUACAUAUCUAAUCUUCUGUUUCAAUCUGAAAAUAUUAUGGCAAUGCUUGAUGAACUAAGAAACAAACAAAAAAAUCAUUUUGUUCAUGAUUUGAUGUCAGUUAAUUUAUAUUUAAAUAAUAUUACAGGAAAUUUAAGUACAAAUUUUCAAAAAAAUGUUGAUCUUCAGAAUGAAAAUAAUAACAUUGAAAUACGUCGACAAAUUUUACAAGAAAACUUAAAUAUUUUAAAAAGCUAUAUUUUAAAAUAUUUAGACACGAAUUGUCAUGUAGUUUUAAGUAAUCAGAUCGAUAUACAUUUUAAAGAUCUAAAUCAAAUAGUAACAAUACCCGUGCAUGAUAAAGUUGAUAGUCAUACUGAAAAAAUAUUGGCAGAUAUACAAUUACUGCAAUAUUAUGGACACGCAGUAUUUAAAACAAUAGUUAAUAAAAAUGAUUAUAAAGAUUUUCAUCCAAAAAAUAUGUUGUUCUAUUAUUUGAUGACUGGAAAUGCUAAACCUGAUGAAAUAACUGAAAAUAACUCGAUAGAGCACAUUGCAAGAUUUGAUGACGGAUUAAGUGCAAUUAGAGAAGUAAUACUUAAGUCAAGUCAUGAUAGUAUUUUAAAACAUACAGUUGUUGAUGUUUUUUAUUGCGUGUCUUUAAAUUUUAAUGCAGACUAUGUUAAAGCUUUCCAACAAAUUGUACUAUCAGCUACAAUUCAUCCAAUUUUUAAGGCAAUAAGUCAAUACAUUAUAGGAUUUAAACAAAUAUAUUUCAUUGCUAAAGUUUCAGAUAAAUAUGCUACAAUUAUAACCGAUAUUGGAAAUUCCUUGUUAAAAAGUAUUAGACAAUUUUUCAAUUUAAAUUUGUUUUCAGAAGAAAUUAACACAUACCUGAAAGGCGUACUAAAUAAACUUGAAUUCAUUGUAAAUUAUAAAACAAAGAAAUUAAUCAAGUUAAGAGCACCUAACAUAGUUAGUGAAUUAUUAUCGCUGUGUUCAAAGCCUAUGGAAUUAAAUUGGUUGGUGUUUAUCAUUGAAGAUAAUUUCAAAAAUACAAUGAAUGAAGAUAAAUUAGAUUUAUUAACUAAUGAUUUAAGAACUAUUACAAACAAAAUAUACAUGUAUGUAAAAUCAUUAUCAAUACGUAGACAUAUUUUCAAUAUUGUUAAACGAUCAAUUUCUCACGAUGAUAUGUUUAAAAUGAAACCUAUAGAUAUUUUACAAAUAUGUUCAAGGGAUGCAUAAAAAAUUAAAUUAUAAUCUUUUAUUUUUUUAUAUAAAAUAAUAUAAACCUGAUAUAUAUUGAGAAUCUUCGGUUAUAGGUUUUUGGUAUUUGGUAUUUUGUUUGGUUAUAUGUUAAUUGGCUGAGGUUUUUCAUUUAACUUAGUUUUAGUCUAUAUAAUUUACUUGAAAAAUACUUAUGUAAUGUUUUUAAAUAACAAUUCUUUUUACUAAAUUAUAAAAUAAUUAAAUCCUUAUAUUAUUUUUUAGAUAGUGGAAAUAAUGUU
Messenger RNA from Daktulosphaira vitifoliae (grape phylloxera), 5395 nucleotides. Its product is annotated as protein PF3D7_1417600-like. The transcript is spliced from 3 exons. NCBI's taxonomy places the organism in Eukaryota, Metazoa, Arthropoda, Insecta, Hemiptera, Phylloxeridae. The coding region runs from base 81 to 5132 and encodes 1683 amino acids. The record is from RefSeq and is a predicted model, not a curated record.